Messenger RNA from Theobroma cacao (cacao), 1528 nucleotides. Its product is annotated as PPDK regulatory protein. Gene Ontology annotation, molecular function: ATP binding; transferase activity, transferring phosphorus-containing groups. Lineage: Eukaryota; Viridiplantae; Streptophyta; Magnoliopsida; Malvales; Malvaceae. The record is from RefSeq and is a predicted model, not a curated record.
AAAAUAAAAUAAAAUAAUGGUUGAACUAAAAACAAAGAUGCUGGCUUGUUCCACCUUCAACCUCCGCGCCGCAGCAACCUCGGCCAAUCCCAAUAUUUCCGAGCCAGAACCCGAGCCAAAGGUUCGGAAGUUGAAGGCUAGCCCACAGCUCAACAGAUGGUACCGGGCACGAGCCUUAAGGUCGGGGCACAAGCUGGAACGAUCGAGCCAACCGGCUGGGGCGCUGGAGGUGAACCGCUCAGUUCAACGAACCAGGGAGAGCCCAUCUUCGGAAUCCACUUCGACGGUAAGUGAUGGCGAUCGUGACGUGGAGUUUACACCGGGGAAGCCAAUUUAUAUGGUGUCUGAUGGAACUGGAUGGACGGUGGAGCAUUCCGUUAACGCAGCUUUGGGGCAGUUUGAGCAUUGCUUGGUGGACCGUGUGUGCCCCGUAAAUACCCAUCUGUUCUCCGGGAUUGAUGAUGUUGAGACAUUGAUGGAGAUUAUAAAGCAGGCAGCCAAGGAAGGUGCAAUGCUUGUCUAUACUUUAGCUGAUCCUUCCAUGGCAGAGUCUGCUAACCAAGCUUGCAAAUUGUGGGGUAUACCGUCUACGGAUGUAUUGGGUCCAAUUACAGAGUCAAUUGCCGCUCAUUUGGGUGUCUCGCCUUCUGGUCUUCCCCGGGGAGCUCCUGGGAGAAACUUCCCUCUUUCGGAUGAAUACUUUCGACGGAUUGAAGCUGUUGAAUUUACAAUCAAGCAGGAUGACGGGGCUCUACCUCAAAACUUGUGCAGGGCUGACAUUGUUCUCACAGGUGUUUCUCGUACUGGGAAGACACCAUUAUCAAUAUAUCUAGCACAGAAAGGAUAUAAAGUGGCAAAUGUGCCUAUUGUGAAAGGAGUGGCAUUGCCAAAGGGUCUUUUUGAGGUAGACCCUGAGAAGGUUUUUGGUUUGACUAUUAACCCCUUGGUCUUGCAAACGAUUAGAAAAGCAAGAGCUAAGAGUCUGGGCUUCAGUGAGGAAGCAAGGAGUAACUAUUCAGAGAUGGAUUAUGUGAAACAGGAGUUGGAGUUUGCUCGCAGGGUUUUUGCUCAAAAUCCUGUCUGGCCAGUUAUUGAAGUGACAGGUAAAGCAAUUGAAGAAACUGCUGCUGUUAUAUUGAGGCUCUACCAUGACCGGAAGCAUAAGUGUUCGAUGCCACGGAUAUCAAAACGUUACUAAUGAAGUAAUGAGAUGGCAAGUUCUUGUUUUCAGGUAUGCAGGCAUGAGAGAAUGCUGCCUCAUAAUUACAGACAAUUGCCUACUUUUUAACUCAGAUUGUGAAUUCCGGGGAGCAAGGAGAAAUAGAGCGAACCUGUACAUGGUUCCACUUUCCUUCUUGAGUACCAGUAUUUUUAUUAACGUUACUAACUAUUAGUGUAGUAUUGUAUAUUGAUGCAAUACAGCCAUAGAGUUUUGCUUAUGCAGUUUUUCUGUAGACAAAAGUCUUCUUUUGUGUCAAUUGAACGUAUAAAGAUUCUCAAUAAAGUGGCAGCUAUCUAUUUGAUACAA